This is a messenger RNA of Rhodotorula graminis WP1, 1477 nucleotides long. RefSeq lists its product as uncharacterized. Lineage: Eukaryota; Fungi; Basidiomycota; Microbotryomycetes; Sporidiobolales; Sporidiobolaceae. The transcript has 3 exons. Gene Ontology annotation, cellular component: P-body. The record is from RefSeq and is a predicted model, not a curated record. Gene Ontology annotation, molecular function: RNA binding. Gene Ontology annotation, biological process: P-body assembly; deadenylation-dependent decapping of nuclear-transcribed mRNA. Bases 280 to 1320 code for a protein of 346 amino acids.
GGCGACAAGGACGGCGCCGACUCGGCCAAGCAGGACGAGGCCAAGGGCGGCGUGUCGACCGGCCAGAGCCUGCUCGUCGGCGCGGGCCUCAUCUCGGCCUCGUCGUCGUCGUCGUCUGCGGCCGCCGCCACCACCGGCGUCGACGGCCCGCUGUCGCACCGCGACGCGCUCGUCAUCAUCGAGCAGGUGUACGACUGCGUCCUCGACCUCGAGCAGCUGCGGCGCAUCCAGCCGCAGCUGCACGGUCAGGAGCACCAGCUCCGCCAGCAGCUCGAGCAGAUGACGGUCGAGGGCGGCGUCAAGGACGGCCUCGUCGCGAGGUGCGACGAGGCGAGCGCGGCCGUGCGCGAGAGCGAGGACAAGUACCGCGAGCUCGUCGCGAGGCUGUGGGACAACCUGCACGUCAUGGACCCGCUCGACGCCUGCGAGCCGCACCCGUUCGUAUCGCUCCUCGCCGUCACCAAGGGCAAGCGCAUCCUGCCUCGCGCCAUCCGCCACCUGUCGGCCGAGCAGACCUUGACGGUCCUCACGCUCCUCGUCGCCACGUUCGACACGCUCGACGUCGUCGUCAACGCGCCGCUCCUCGACCACCUCGACACGGCCACGUCGGCCGAGGGCCGUGCGCGCCGCGCCGCCGUCGAGGCCAAGACCGAGGCCCUCCUCAACUCGAUCGUCGCGCCCGUCAUGGCCGUCGUCGGCCAGGCCCAGCUGCGCAUGGUGACGGGCAUGCUCGGCCUCUUGAUGGACCGCAACGACCUGUCGCGCGUCCUGCGGUCCAAGCCGGGCCUCGCCUUCCUCACGAUCCUCCUGUCGCGCGCCGAGUCGCUCAAGCAGCAGCAGCCGCAGCAGCCGCAGCCGCAGCAGCCAGCGGGCGCAGCACCGGCACCGGCAGCGUCGGCCGCACCCGAGCCCGCCGAGCUCGAGCAGUGGCACCGCACGUUCACGCACCUGUUCGGCGUCCUGCAGCAGCAGCUCGUCGCCCUGUUCCCCUCGUCGCGCCUCGCCGCGUCGCUCCCGUUCGGCGUCGCCCAGUACCAGAGCCUCGACGCGCUCCGGCCCGAGUGCGACCUCGACGACGAGCCCGUGUGGCGCUUCCUCGCGGCCGUCGCCGUGUGCGCCGACCCGGACCAGCAGCAAGUGCUCGUCACGGGCGUCCGCGACAAGGUCAUCGAGGGCGUCAGGGCCGCGAGGCAGGGCGCCAAGGCGAGGGGCGCCCAGGCCGUCGCGCCCGAGAAGGCCGCGUUCAAGGUCCGCAACGUCAACCUCCUCCUGCACGCCCUGUCGCUCGACGCGUCCAUGAUCGAGACGGACGACGAGUAGACCCCGCUCGAACCCCCUCUUCCUCCUCCUUUUUCUUCUUUCGACUCUCGUCCCCUCUUUUUGUCCCUGUACCUGUCCUCCUCUUCUCUCACUCUCUCUCAUCCUAUCUCUCUCGCGCUAGAGCCAAAUCAGCAAUGCAACGAAAGUACCCGUCCCU